UUUUGCAUGAUAUGACUGUGAACGUGAGGUCUAUUGGGGUUCGCUUUUUCAAAUUGUAAAACCAGCAUUGAGUAUCCCCAGCUGUACUAACUGCGUAUGUGGCAGAACCUUGAUGGUAUUGUACGGUGCGCCAUUACCAAAGCGUCAUCGACACCACGUUGUAUUCGGUUGCGAAGCUGAUACUGAGCUGAGCUGGCGCUGGAAGUGAUGGCCAUUGACUUUUGCAACGAAAAUGUGGGCACUUUAAUUGAGUGCGAUCAGAUAUGUGCCGAAGGCUACGACGUCGGCAACCUCAUCAGUGCGGACAGGCGUCGUAGUGGUUUCAUGGCCGAGUACUUCAUAAAGCCUCCCGUCAGCGUACUGUUGACGCUGCCUUGCCCGACGGAACUGAGUUGCGUAGCUGUCGGCCUGACCCGCGGUCCCGUCAGACUGACCGGGUUCGAGAUUUGGGUGUCGAAAUCCGGUGUCGGCGACGCUACGUCGCCUCCGGCGCGAGACGACUUCGUUCUGAUCGGCAAAAAAUUCGGCGCCACGGGCGAAGAAGUCGUUCGACUGCGCAACAGGUGCUACGUUCCGCGGGGGCCGUUCGCGAGUCUUAUGCGAGACGGCGGGGCGCCUUCGUUCGCGUACGAGUCGCGCGGAACGGGUGAAACACUUAGGACUACCUACUGCAAGCACGUCUGCCGGUUGAAGUUGAAACUUAUCUGCGCCAUGGGCAGCGCCUCGAUCGGUCUAGGCUCCUUGCAAGUCUGGGGCCAACCCAUGACUUCCCUCUGCAGCCUAGCUGCCCAAGAGGAUCUGAUUCGCAAGUUUUUGAGCACUACGGACACCGUAUCCCACUUCAACCGUGAGCGCUCGGUCACGGACCAGUGCCGCUCAUCGCCUACGCCUACUGUUCCUGAGCAGGCGAAGUCGCUGCAAGGGAAGAGCGGUGGUGUGCAAGAGGGUGAAGGCUCCGCGCCUGAGUUUCACAUACCGACAGACUUUCAGGACGCCUUGACUUUCGAGCUGAUGACGCAGCCGGUUCUGCUACCGAGUGGCCAAGUAGUGGACCAGUCGACGUUGGAUAAGCACGUCGAGACCGAGGAAAAGUGGGGUAGACCUGCCACUGAUCCUUUCACCGGAAUAACGCUCGCGGGUGCCAAUUGCCCCAAAAGCCUGCCUGAACUCAAGAGCCGCAUCGACCACUUCGUGGUUCGCAACUUGGAGAAACUGGGAAACAUUCCGAGGACGCUGGGAAAAAGUCGCUGUGCAGGCGCGGCAUCCUCCGGUCUGAUUUCGCUGUCCUUUACCACCAACGAACGCUCAUCAUCGUGUCGGGCCUUGAAAGAUUCUACGGCAUCUUCUAGUACAAGAGACGUAGCUAGUUCGUCACAGAACAGUUAUAGACUGAACCAGUUCAAAACGUUUAACUCUAAAGGAACAACAGCUGGUAUCACUAGACAUGCAGGCAAAUUUGACUCAGCAACUCCUUCCAAUUCAAACUUGGUCUCUGGGCAUUCUUUUCUGGACAAUGUAGAUCAGAGAGCGCUUCAGGGACUUCGGAUGCAUAGAGGUGCGAUUUCAGUGACAUCUCUUUCACCCACAACGUUGCCAACAGCCAUGCCUGUACCACAGUCGACCAAGCGACAUACUGCAUUCGAGCGGGCCACAUCAUCAAGCAGUACCAGGCAAAAGUUCGGAGAAAGUGUGAAAAGAAACACUGAAUCCGAAGUGAUAGAUCUUGAGACUAAGCGACCGCGAUGUGAUCUCAAAACACAUGAGCAGCGUCUUGCUGACAGCCUGUCUAGUUCUUUGGCUGAAACACUGCAGAUGAUAAGAAACAGUGCUCAAAGAAAGCCCGAAGUUAAAGAAAUAGACAGUGACCUGUGCUGGGCAUGUAGGACAUCACAAUCCACUCACCGUGUGCCGUGUGGUCAUCAUUUUUGUCGUGCCUGUUUAACGAGUGCAGUUAAAAAUGGACAAUGUACGUGCGGUGGGCUAUUUCAGUCAUCAGAAGUCGUUAGGGUACACUGUUGUCAAUAGAAUCUAAAGUGAGACUCUGUUUAUGCAUACGCUUGAUCGUGUAUGAAGUGUUUUUCGUUGACUGCAAUUUGUACUUAAUGUAUUUGUAAUGAGAUGAUUGUGCAGAACCCUGCCUACCCGUGUUGUACUGUAUAUUGUAAAUGAAGGCUGAUGUUGCCUUUUAUUUGAUUACUGGUGUCAUGAAUUUAUCGUUCUAUUCAUUUGAUUGCAAUUAGUCACUCAGUCAUUCUGAGUCUAUCUUCAAAGCAGUACUUUAAAUGCUGUAAAUAUUCUGCAGUGCUUUCUGAACACAAUAAAUAAAAGUGACAAAUAAGUA
Molecule: messenger RNA, 2341 nt
Organism: Rhipicephalus microplus (southern cattle tick)
Lineage: Eukaryota; Metazoa; Arthropoda; Arachnida; Ixodida; Ixodidae
Product: RING finger protein 37
Biological process (GO): protein polyubiquitination
Cellular component (GO): nucleus
Molecular function (GO): ubiquitin-ubiquitin ligase activity; ubiquitin protein ligase binding
Source: RefSeq, a predicted model, not a curated record